This is a messenger RNA of Calliphora vicina (urban bluebottle blowfly), 662 nucleotides long. RefSeq lists its product as uncharacterized. Gene Ontology annotation, biological process: regulation of signal transduction. The coding region runs from base 42 to 662 and encodes 206 amino acids. The record is from RefSeq and is a predicted model, not a curated record. Gene Ontology annotation, molecular function: protein phosphatase inhibitor activity. The transcript has a single exon. NCBI's taxonomy places the organism in Eukaryota, Metazoa, Arthropoda, Insecta, Diptera, Calliphoridae.
UUUUAAUAAUUUAAAUAAAAUAAACUACAUAAAUCAAAAAAAUGUUGCGUAAAUCUCAAUGUGAAACAACCUCAUGUCACAUUUUCGUGGGACCACAAAAUUCUAGAGUAGAUAAAAAAUUACGAUUUAAUGAAGAAAACAUUCAGCAAACGCAUCAUCCAAUUCAAAAAGAUUACGGAUUCAUGGCCAUACCCGAAGCAAAAACACCAUUUCCCAGACAUGCUGAUCCGGUAGCGGCGGAAGAUUUACGCAAACGUUUACAAGAAUCACUAGAUCGAGCCAAUUGUAUGAUGCGCAAUGAAAAUGCUGACGAUAACAGCUUAUUUAACAUGGACGGAAUGAAAACACCUGUGCCCAGUUUAGAUUUCGAUGAUGAAGAACGUAGACGGUCCGAAUUCUAUAAUAAACGCAAACAAUUUUAUCAAUCCGAAUACAUUAUAGCCCAACAAAAGUCAUUGAGCACAGAAAUACCAGAACCGGGACCAGCUGUAGGUGAAAAUUGGCGUUCGGUAAAUGAUGGAAACUCAUCUGUACCGUCUAAUUUGUCUUCAUUUAUUAGUCAAAAUCGUGGGUCUAAUUUUGAAACACUUUCAAGCAGUGUUUCAAAAUUAGACCCACGAUUUGCUGAUCAAAUGUCUCGUUCAAGUGAACAAUUUAUUUAA